This is a messenger RNA of Sinocyclocheilus anshuiensis, 1405 nucleotides long. It is a transcript of the gene ppp1r21, whose product is annotated as protein phosphatase 1, regulatory subunit 21. Lineage: Eukaryota; Metazoa; Chordata; Actinopteri; Cypriniformes; Cyprinidae. Gene Ontology annotation, cellular component: membrane; early endosome. Bases 95 to 1252 code for a protein of 385 amino acids. The record is from RefSeq and is a predicted model, not a curated record. The transcript has 11 exons.
GCUUGUGUGUGUGUUGUGCAGUCUAGAGGAGGACUGCGAGGCGUCUCUCUGCACGGCAGCGCUGGCGUCCAAGAACCGGCAAUUACAGAAGGACAUGAAGAAACUGACCGCCGUCUUCCAGAAGCUGAAGUCUUACGUGGCUCUGCUAGCCCUGCCCAGUGUGUGUUCAGAUGCCAUGUGUCAGAGCAGUGCUAACGCAGUCUUCACUCAGAUGAGCGUGUGUUUACACGGCCUUCACGAUGCUGCCACAGAGCUGUCGCAGCACUACAGUCAGAAGGCGUCUCUGGAGCAGGAUCUGCCCACCGUCACGCAGAAGUUUCGCACCACUAACGAGUGUUUGCUGUCCUCGCUGGCAUCGCUCACCAACAGCUGUGGAAAGAUGGCCACUUUCUUCAGCAACAACCUGGAUUUCUUGGCGUCGUGUCCCGGCUACAGUCCGCGAGGAGGCUUCCUGAACCCGCGACAGGCCGACAGCGUGAUGGAGAACAAGAGACGUGCUGCCACCUACAUGAGCACCAUCAGAAAGGUGCGGUCAGAGUCUGUUUCGUACAGAGAAGCGUUAGCAAACAGACACGUUCUGACGAGCUCUACAGAGAGCAGAGAGGGACUCAUGCAGCAGGUGGCUCAGAGUCAGGAGAAGAUCUCUCGUCUGGAGCAGGAGAAGGAGCACUGGCUGCUGGAGGCUCAGCUGGGGCAGGUGCGUCUGCAGAAGGAGACUCAGCGCAUCGCUCAGCUGGAGGCUCAGAUCACUACCGGAGGUCCAGCAGAGACACACAGCGCUGCAGACGGCCCUGAUCCCGAGUGUGCUGACGCUCCAGAGCCCCUUCAGGACAGCAGCGUUAUCGGGAUGCUGACCAUCACUCCCUGCAGCGAGAGCGCUGCAGAUCAGGAUUCUCGUGAACAUCUGAUCAAGCAUCAUUACAUGAGCCGCGUGUCAGAGCUCACCUCUCAGCUGCAGAUGUGUGACAGUAAAGCCGUCCAGUUCCACGCUGAGUGUCGAGCUGUGGCCAAACGCCUGGCGAUGGCAGAGAAGUCCCGCGAGACGCUGACGGAGGAGCUGAAGCUGGCUCAUCAGAACACCACUCGCUUACAGGACGAGCUCAGCACCACCAAGAGGAGCUAUGAAGACCAGCUGAGCAUGAUGAGCGAUCACCUGUGCAGCAUGAACGACACGCUCAGCAAGCAGCGCGACCAGAUCGACUCGCUCAAGCUCGCCUCCAAGGGAAACUCCAAGAAGAACAAGAGCCGAUAAUGUGGACGUCUGUCUCAGUGACGGCGAACAUUCCCACACCAAACACCAGACAUGUGACGUGACAGGAAGCAGCUGAUCUCCAGAGGAACCGUGUGUGUGAGAGUGAGUGAGUGAGUGAGUGUGAGUGAGUGUGUGUGUGUGUGUGUGAGAGAG